Messenger RNA from Otolemur garnettii (small-eared galago), 402 nucleotides. Its product is annotated as fatty acid-binding protein, heart-like. Lineage: Eukaryota; Metazoa; Chordata; Mammalia; Primates; Galagidae. The transcript is spliced from 2 exons. Gene Ontology annotation, biological process: fatty acid transport. Gene Ontology annotation, molecular function: fatty acid binding. Bases 1 to 402 code for a protein of 133 amino acids. The record is from RefSeq and is a predicted model, not a curated record. Gene Ontology annotation, cellular component: nucleus; cytosol.
AUGGUGGACGCCUUCCUGGGUACCUGGAAGCUAGUGGAUAGCAAGAAUUUCGAUGACUACAUGAAGUCAAUUGGGGUGGGUUUUGCUACCAGGCAGGUGGCCAACAUGACCAAGCCUACCACAGUCAUCGAAAAGAAUGGGGACACUAUCAUAUUAAGGACACAGCGCACCUUCAAGAACACAGAGAUCAGCGUUAAGCUUGGGGUGGAGUUUGAUGAGACAACAGCAGAUGACAGGAAGGUCAAGUCCACUGUGACACUGGAUCGAGGCAGACUUGUCCACCUGCAGAAGUGGGACGGGCAAGAGACAACCCUUGUGCGGGAGCUAAGUGGUGGAAAACUUAUCCUGACGCUCACCCACGGUAGUCUUCCCUUCGCAGCAAAAGGGCAGAAGAGGGCAUGA